GGUCCCAGAGGAGCUGCAGCUGUGCCCGUGGGAAGAGCGCGCCCGCCUGGCGGAGGAGAAGAGAGAGGCAGCCCGCUCUCCGCUUUGGCUCUCCGGGAAGGACGCGGAGGAAGAGACGGCUGGCUGAGCAGAGCUGCACAGCUUUUUUACACCACAGAUCUCCUAUUUCCCUUUCCUCCACGAAGAAAAUGUGGAAUCUGGAACACAUCCGCUUGAUUUGCAUCUGUUUGCUUUGCCUCAUUUUCACGGAGGAAAGUAAAACGGAACCAGGAAAAUAUUCGGAAACCUACUGCAUGUUUCAAGCUAAGAAGUAUCAAAUAGGACAAAGAUGGAAUCCUUACCUUGAACCCCAUGGACUUGUUCCCUGCCUCGAGUGUCGCUGCACAGAGGGGGGGAACGUGCUGUGUAUGAAAGUCAAGUGUGCAACCUUGCGAUGUUCCAACCAAGUAUUUGAACCCACAAAAUGCUGUCCAAAGUGUCCAGUGUGCAUUUCAAAUGGAAAAACCUACUCACAGGGAGAAAUCUGGCAUCCCGUGCUCCGGCUCCAUGGUACUGUGGAAUGUGUCUUAUGUACUUGCAAGGGCACUAAGCCAGAAUGUAAAACAAUCCAGUGUCCCUAUCAAUAUCCCUGCGAACACCCGAAGAAAAUUAAAGGGCAAUGCUGCAAAGUUUGCCCAGAAGAUAUUGAAAGUCAACUCCCUGACAAUUUCUGUGGUGAGGAGACAUUUCCAGUUUACGAAGGCAUUCUUGACUCUUUUGAAGGAACCGUCCAAAAAAUAGCCUUGGAAAAAAAUGAAACUUCAGAAGUGGAGAUCUACACAUGGACAACUAAGAGAGGUAUCCUGAUCAAAUCUCAUAACACCAUGCCCAUGGAGGAAUUCAGACAACUGUCAUAUUUCCAGCAGAUCACAAGGACGACUCUGAAUAAAUGGGAAAUAUUCAGCGAGGAAGCAGCGCAGGUCAACCACUGUGAAAAUCGAGACUGCAGGACUGAACUGGAAGAACUGCUGAAAGUUUUGUACCUUGAGAAAUUGGAACAGGAGGGUUGCUGAAGGAAGGUCUGAAGAAGGAAACCGAGAGAAAAAAGAUGAAUCCGCAGCAGGAACUGCGGGCUUGUUUUGUUUGAUGGUACCCUGGAAAGAAAAGAAAGAAAGAAAGAAAGAAAGAAAGAAAGAAAGAAAGAAAGAAAGAAAGGAAAAGAAAGAGAGAGAAAGAAGAAAAGUAUUCAUCUCAUGCCCAGCAUAUCUUGCUGCUCUGUGCCUAAAUCUGUGCUAGUCCUUUUAAUAUCGCUACUUCAGAAAUGGUGGCUCUUUGUCAGUGGUGGGAUUCAAAUAAUUUAACAACCGGUUCUCUGCCCU
This is a messenger RNA of Thamnophis sirtalis, 1358 nucleotides long. NCBI's taxonomy places the organism in Eukaryota, Metazoa, Chordata, Lepidosauria, Squamata, Natricidae. The record is from RefSeq and is a predicted model, not a curated record.